GAAGAAGAAGCUAACGUCGUAGUUUUCGCUCCAUUCUUUGAAUCUCUUCUGUGUGGUGGAAAUGUCCGGGUUAAGAAUAGAGGAGGAGCAGCAGAGAGCAGAUGCCAAACAGCUAAUGGUGAGUGAAGAAGAACAGCAGGUGUGGAGCCCCAUUAUGGACCAGAAAAGCACUCAGACCCCACAAAUCAAAAAGGAAGAGGAGGACCUGUGGAGCAGUCAGGAGGGAGAGCAGUUUCAAGGACUGGAGGAGGCUGACACCACCAUGUUUCCCUUCAACGCUGUUUCUUUAAAAAGUGAGGACGAUGAGGAGAAACCUCAGCCCUUACAGCUUCAUCAGAGACAAAUGGAACAGAUGGAUACUGGAGCUGAUGGAGAGGACUGCGGAGCAGCAGAACCAGGCAGGAACUCAGAUCCAGAGACACAUUUACAACCUGAGACUGAGGACAAGACUGAAGAGUCUUCAGAAGCUGAGACUGAUGACAGUGAAGAUUGGGCAGACAGCACAGAUCAUCGGGCAGGUUUAAACUCUGAGCAGAAUAUUAAAAAAAAGAGACAAACGGCUGUUAAAAAAUCACAUUGCUGCUCUAUCUGCAGUAGAAGAUAUAAAAGGAAACGCGAUCUGACCAAACACCAAAGAAUUCACACUGGAGAGAAACCGUUCAGCUGCUUAGUGUGCAGUAAAAGUUUCACCCAAAAAGGACAUUUGACCAAUCACAUGUUAGUUCACACAGAAGAGGCACCCUUCAGCUGCUCUGUGUGCAGUAAAACAUUUAAACACAAGUCUAAUCUGACCCGUCACAUAGCAUACCACAGAGGUAAGAAACCCUUCUUCUGUCAUGUUUUUGAGCAAAGGUUCUCUUGGUAUAAACAGUUUAAAAAGCACAAGUGUGUUGGGGGUCAUGAAAGCAAAACUAAGAAGAAACAAGAGGCAGAAACAGGAGCUGAGGGACAUGACUGUGGUGCAGCAAAACCAGCCAGGAGCUCAGGUCCAGUGAGACAUGUACAACCAGAGACUGAAGACUCAAGAACCAGAGACAGAGGAUAAGUAUGAUUGGAGGGAGGCCAAAGAACAUCAGUUAGGUUUAAACCAUCUAGAAAUCAUUAACAACAUGACGACUACGAAUGAUGCUAGAUCCUAUAGCUGCUCUGAAUGUGGAAAGAGAUAUAUAAAAAAGGCAAUCUUACCACACACUUAAGGAUUCACACAGGAGAUAAACCUUUUAGCUGCUGUGACUGUGGAAAAAGAUUUGACCAAAAAGAAAGUUUGAGCAGACACGUAUUGGUUCACACAAGAGAGAAACCCUACAGCUUCUCUGUGUGUAGUAAAAGUUUUAAUUAAAAAUCAUCUCUGACCAGACACAGGGUAAUUCAUACAGGAGAGAAACCUUUCAGCUGUUCCAAUUGUGAUAGAAGAUUUCGUUAUAAAGGAAAGCUGACUGAACACAUGAGAAGUCAUGAUGAGUUAGACCAGAAGCCCUUACAAGAGGUGAAUACAACAUACCCGGGGUACUUUUUACUAAUCCAGCUUCAGUGAUUCCUCUCACAAUGCAACCAAGACUCUUUAAGAAUGUUUGGAUCAAAAAGGGGUCAGCAGUAUUCAACCAGUCACAAUCAUGAGCAAGUGUGCUGUCAACUGAUUAUGCUAUUUUACAGAGUUAAACCUGCUUGACGAGGAGGAUGCUCCUGCUUCAUCCCUGGAUGGAUCAUCAUCAUCGGAUAAUGAUGAUGAUGAGGUGGAGAAUGGAACCCAUGUACCAGGGGCAGAGGACAUUUCAGAGGAAGAGGAGGGGAUGGAGGUGGAUGGGGGAGAAGGCGAGUCUUGCCACGCCUGGUUAUCCCGAAGCGGCGUUACCUGGUCCCCGACUGAGGAGGAGACGCUGCGUUACAAGGCCACAGGGAUUUCGCAUUCUGGGGUCACCCACUACGCUGCCAGCCGCAUCACUGAUUUGGAGGACAGUUUUUCCUUUUUUAUCACUGAGGAGAUCAUUGAUAUUAUUGUCCAGCAGACAAACCGCAAGGGAGAAAGGAAAGGGGGUGGGUGGAAGGAGGUUGACAGGGUGGAGCUGAGGGCAUACCUGGGGCUACUCCUGCUGGCUGGGGUGCACCGCUCCAGGGGGGAGGCCACCAGCAGCCUCUGGGAUGAAAACACAGGCAGGCCAAUCUUCAGGGCUACCAUGUCCCUAAAGCGCUUCAUCAACCUGAGCUGCAUGAUCCGGUUCGAUGACCGACUGACCAGACAGGCACGCCGCCUAGAGGAAACGGACAAGCUGGCCCCCCUCCGGGAUGUUUGGGACCAGUGGGUGGUCCGACUCCCUCUUGCCUUCAACCCCAGGGAGAAUGUAUGUGUUGACACGCAGCUGGUGGGAUUUCAGGGGCGCUGCAGCUUCAAACAGCACAUCCCCUCCAAGCCAGCCAAGUACGGACUGAAGCUGUGGGCUUUGUGUGAUGUCUCCACAUCGUAUGUGUGGGGUAUGCAACCCUACCUGGGUAAGCCUACACCAGGGAGGCAGCAGGGGAAGAGGGUCGUGCUGGAGCUGACAGAGGGGCUGAGUGGCCACACCGUUUCAACUGACGACUUUUUCACCUCAUAUGACCUCGGGAUGGAGCUGCUGGAGAGAAAACUGGCCUUGGUGGGAACAGUGCAGCAAAACAGGCCAGAGCUGCCCCCCCAGCUGCUGGACUUAAAGGGGCGUCAGGUGCUGUCAUCACUCUUCGCUUUUACCCCCAAGAUGACGGCUGUCAGCUAUGUCCCCAAGCGGGGCGGCAACAUGCUUCUUCUGAGCACGAAGCAUCGCGAGGCGAAGGUGUCACAGGAGCAGAACAAGAUGCCACAAAUCAUCUUAGACUACAACUGCUGCAAGGGGGUGGUGGAUAACUUGGAUAAGCUUGUGGAAAUGUACAGCUGCCGCCGAAUGACCCGCCGCUGGCCCAUGGCGCUCUUUGGCAACAUUCUGGAUGUGAGCGCCUACAACGCGCUGGUGCUAUGGCUUGAGGUGAAGCCCGAUUGGAACCAGGGCAAAAACUUGCGGCGGCUCUUCCUGCAGGAGCUUGGGAGCUGCCUUGUAAGGCCGGCUAUGGCACGCCACCUACCGCUUACUCCAAGUGCAGCAGUGAUGGUGGAGGCGGCACAGCGUGCUGCUGACCAAGGCCCAGCUGGAGCAGAGGAGCCCAGGGCAAAGAGGAAGUGCCAUCUCUGCCGUGGCAAGAGAAGUUUGUUCUCCAGGAGCUGCUCCAAAUGUGGACAGGCUGUCUGCAAGGAGCACACAGUUUCGAUUUGCUCUGCUUGCAUGAACUAACACACACACCCACACAUUGUUCUGUUUUCUUAUUCCAGUGUUUUUAAUAAAGGAU
This is a messenger RNA of Cheilinus undulatus (humphead wrasse), 3351 nucleotides long. RefSeq names its product piggyBac transposable element-derived protein 4-like. The record is from RefSeq and is a predicted model, not a curated record. The transcript has 3 exons. Bases 1791 to 3296 code for a protein of 501 amino acids. Lineage: Eukaryota; Metazoa; Chordata; Actinopteri; Labriformes; Labridae.